GGUGACGCAGUUGGCGAAGUGGAAGCCCCGCCGUCAAUCAAAUUAGGAAAAAAACAAACUGGACUAAAGCGAGCGCAGGCACCGAUUAAAAUAACCAUGCUCGGAGUGUAAUUAAACGCAGAUAUCAGUCUUCGUUAAAGAACUCACGUAAUGACCGCGCCUGAAGGGCCAGUGAAAGCGGGAGUCAUGGCGGACAGCAGCAGCGCUCAGGACGGCGGCGGCGCGGAGCAGGACGGACAGCCCUCGUCGCUCGCCCUGCUCGCCGCCACUUGCACCGGCCUCGGUUCGCCCGCCCCCGGAGCAGAGCACGGGGCAAACUACAAUAAUGCUGCUGCUGGAGGGAACGCAGACCUCUCAGUGCAGUUAACAGGGUCGUCUGAAAGGUGGGAGGCGGUGAAGGACGAGUCGGGUGUCCUGCAUCUCCACGGCACGGGAUGGGUUUAUCCGUGUUCCUUGGCUCCAUGUUUUGCAUCAGUCACCAUAGUAACAGCAAGAGAUGAGGACGUGUUCAUUGUUAUUGGAUCUUCCCGUGUCCAAGGAGUUCAGAACCUCCAGAACCUUCAGCUCCAGACGGCUCCAGCUCAGCAGAUUACUCUGGCCCCGGUGCAAACGCUGUCUCUGGGUCAGGGUGGUGCAGCAGUCAGCCUGACCUCCGGACAGAUGCCUAACCUGCAGUCGGUGACGGUGAACGCUGUGGGCCAGGCAGGCAUUCAGUUCCAGCAGUCUGAGGACACAGACAGCACUGGAGAUAUUCAGAUUAAGGAGGAGCCUGAUUCGGAGGAGUGGCCUCUGGAUAGUAGCUCUACGCUGAAUGCCAAUGACCUCUCUCACCUUCGUGUUCGUUUAGUGGAGGAGGAGAUGGAGGGAUUGAACCAGGAGGGCAAACGUCUGCGCAGGGUCGCAUGCACCUGCCCCAACUGCAAAGAGGGAGGCGGGAGGGGAUCUAACGUGGGCAAGAAGAAACAGCACGUGUGCCAUAUAGCCGGCUGUGGGAAGGUAUACGGGAAGACGUCUCACUUGAGAGCUCACCUGCGCUGGCACUCGGGAGAGAGACCCUUUGUCUGCACCUGGAUGUUUUGUGGGAAGAGGUUCACGCGCAGUGAUGAAUUACAGCGACACAGGAGAACACACACUGGAGAGAAGAAGUUUGUGUGUUCUGAGUGUUCGAAGCGGUUCAUGCGCAGCGAUCACCUGGCCAAGCACAUAAAGACGCAUCAGAACAAGAAGGGAGGGGGCGGAGCCGUGGUGGCCAGUGUGGGCGGAGCCAUGUCCUCGGACAGCAUCAUCACAACGGGCGGCACCACACUCAUCCUCACCAACAUCCAGCCCGGCACCAUGCAGGGCCUGGCCACCGUCAGCGCUACCGUCAACACGUCUAGCUCACAGGACCAGCUGAGCACAGCCGAGAUUCCUCUGCAGUUAGUCUCAGUGUCCGCCGGGGACACGGCCGAGUGACACACCGUGAACGCUCUGUUAGACUGCCAAGGCUCCGCCUCUUCCUGUAUGACAUCACAUUCUCUUCUCCCGCAACCUGAGACUUCAUACGUCGAUUCCAAGCUCACACAUUUACCUUGCUUUUAUACCUUUACAUAUUUACCCUCCUUUGCGUAAAUAUGUACAUUUACGUGAAUGCAUAUACACACACACACACACACACACACACACAUAUAUAUAUAUAUAUAUAUAUUUUACAAAUAUAGAAUUAUUGGGGGUUUUGUUCAUCUUUUUAUGGGGGAAGCAUUAUUUCUUGUUUUCACAUACAACACUGAAAUGCCUUAUAUUGUAUUAUAAGCUGUCGUGUACAAAGCUCGAGUUCUUCAUGGGUGUAAAGCAUCUGUUUCUGUGUGUACUUGUUGGAAUGGGAAUAAUCGUGUUGUGUAACAGACGGGUGGCUGAUGUUAAAGGAGCAGCUUAGCCAAAAGUGAAAAUCUCACGUUAUUUAUUUCCCCCUCCAUUACGGCAUUCCAAACUCGUGCGGUUUCUUUGAGGGAAAAUUGUUUUCUUUCCAUGCAACAACACGUCCAUGUCUGUCAAGCUCCAGAGUGGACAAAAACUAGUCCAUGUGACUAGAAUCAUGUUGUGUGAGAAACAGACCCAAAAUGCAAGCUUUUAUUCAGUGAGAGUCAUCCCAUCAGCUGUAUAACUUUGUCAGACUCUGCGUUUUCUGUCAUGGGCUUUGUUUGGAUGGGCUUCAGAAGAAUGUAGCGUCUUGAGUCUAAACGAGUUCUCGUGGAGCGGGGGAGUAAGUAAUGGCAGAAUUUCCAUUACUGUGGGUGAGCUGUUUCUCAUUUUAAUUAUAGGUCGUAAGUGAUAUUCGUGGUGUAAGUUCUCCAUAUAAGGAGUAAGAUAUAAAACUUUGGUGAGGAGCCUGCCAUUGUGCUGUUGGGAGUCACGAAGGUGUCCAAUAGUGUCUUUACAUGUCUCCGAUGCUCCUCAUGAAAAUGCAUUUGAUUUAUUUUAUGUAGUUUUAUUUUGUGUAGGUAAACCCAGGCCUGGCAAAGGGGAAAAAUAUGAAACAAUCAUGUAAUUAAAAGCAUUUUAUGUAUCAUAAUUCUCAAACCUCUAUGAGUUGAUCAGAUCUUUCAAUAUGAAUUUGUUGCGAAUGAAGUCUUUUUUGAGCAAAGUGAUAUUUAUAUAUACAUUGUAACCUGGAUUUGUGGUGUCCACAACUGCUUUUCUAAGGGAAAAAAACUCCCUUCGGCUUUACUUUUUUAAAGAACUGGACUGUAAUCAGCAUCAAGAAUCAUUUGUAUGAAAUGAAGCGGUUUGUAGUUUGCCAAAUUUGAUAAAUAGAUAGAAAAACUCUU
This is a messenger RNA of Sinocyclocheilus anshuiensis, 2807 nucleotides long. Its product is annotated as transcription factor Sp3-like. The transcript is spliced from 9 exons. The record is from RefSeq and is a predicted model, not a curated record. Gene Ontology annotation, molecular function: RNA polymerase II cis-regulatory region sequence-specific DNA binding; DNA-binding transcription factor activity, RNA polymerase II-specific. Lineage: Eukaryota; Metazoa; Chordata; Actinopteri; Cypriniformes; Cyprinidae. Gene Ontology annotation, biological process: regulation of transcription by RNA polymerase II. Bases 151 to 1455 code for a protein of 434 amino acids.